CGCAGACCACAAAUGAACAGCGUUAUGCAUAUCAGUAGAUUGCUUGAUUACUUGGCUAGCUAGUAGCUUGAGCCAUGGAUCAUGAGAACCGUCAGAUAAAAUUACUCUCGUCGAGUGAAUGUAGACUGCAGGCUUCAAAAAAUCUCCGGCUACUUUGCUGUAUGUGAUCCAAUCCAGUCGUGCCCAGUGCCACAAGCAAAAUAACUGAAUGAGAGUACUUGUGUGUCAUUCCUGAGCCAUCUAUUAGAUGAGGAAUUAAUGUUCUUAUUUAAAAACAUCACAUUUCUUUAUGCAAACUUAUUUUUGUGUCUUACAGUACUCACGAAUGACAAUGAAGUUGACCAGUGCAGUGAUAUUUUUAUAGUACCAUAGCACAUCGCCAUCGACAAAGUUCUGUACAACAAUAAACCCAAUGCAGAACCAAACAUUUUUUUCAGCCUACCUGUGUCAUUUCUCCAGUCUAUUAGAUGUGGCUUUAAUGUUGUGAUUUAAACAAAAAACACACUUAUUUAUGCAACCUUCUUUAUGUCUCAUUCUAAUGAAUGACACUGAAGUCGGCCAAUGUAUAAGGCAAUGCUGUGGCAUUUUUGUCAUACCAUAGCCUAUCAGCAUCGUCCAAAUUUUGCGUAAUAGUAAACGAUUUAUAGGUAUGUACAUCUGUGAGGACACCAACAGGACAUUUUUGUCUUCUCAAAGUGGCAAGAACUCUUCUUCCUUAAAAGGGCAAGAACAACUUCAGCUCUUCAAAUUCUGUUGUUAGUCAUGGAUAGAGGAGGGCACGAGCAUGACUUCCAUCCAAUAUAAAUGCUGUCAUGGAAUAAAUUGCUCAAAGCACAAAGGUAAUAUUUUUUUUACUUUUUACUUUUGGAUAACGGUUCUUUAUUCGGAUUGUAUUGCAUCAAAAAUGCUCUUAUUGUUUUUCUGACAAAACAACUUUUAGAUACAUCAUUCCUAGAAAUAGCACUCGGUGACCUUUUUGAGAAUUUUUGAGGUUUUGUGAUAACUGGUAGGAUUUUUUUUCUGAGGUCAUUUUUAGCCCUUUUGUCAGAUUCACUUGCCAGCUGAAAUGGUCACUUCAGGUGACCUUUUUGAGCAUUUUUGAGGUUUUGUGAUAAGCCUGUGGGAGGCUUUCAUUCUAAGGUCAUUUUUAGCCUGUUUGUCCAAUUCACUUGGCAGCUUAAAUUGUCACUUCAGGAUUUCCGCAAUCAGUCUGCCAUGUAAUGGACCUUGGAAAUGUGUCAUGUCAUGACCUUCAAUUACCCACUCACGCCUCUGGGACCCCUGAAUAGUUGUGGGAAGCGAUCACACACGAAAUGAACAAGCAACACACUGUUGAAAGUGGAGACAGCUGGCUAAAAAGUCCAUGGAAUCUAUUGGCCACUUGUACUAUGAUUACGAUCUUUCUACUGUUUAGCUCCCCAUCUCAUUUUUUCAUUCCUGAAGAGAAAGGGUAGGAUGUGGCAAACAAGUUGUUAACUGCAGCUCACAGAGCUUGGGGUAUCAAUAUGAUGGAUGUCAUACUGAGGCUGCUUGGAUCCAUCAAUGUAAACAGAAGAUUAUUCCAUUUUUUAUAAAGGCACAUCCCACCCUCAAAAAAGGCAUGCACAUGUACCAGUACUGUAGACGUAUCAACAGUUUAUACAGUGCACAGAAACAUGCCCCCUUCCUGGGUUUAUUUGAAUACCUCCAGCCCCGCCUACCCUUUGCUUUCCUUUCCCCAACUUCUUUGCUCCCCCCCAACCCCUUCUUUCUCUCAUGCAUGCUGUUGCGCUCUCUCGCUCUCUUUUUUUUCUUUUUUCUCUCGCUGUCCCCUUUUACACCCUCCUACUUUAGCAAGUCAGCCACGACUGACAGACUGUGGCAGUUCCUCACUCAACCCUCGAUACAGUCAUUUUCAUCUCUCGCUCUCUUUCUGUCUCGUGCUCACUCUUUCCCUCUCUCUCUCUCUCUCUCUCUCUCUCUGUCUCUCUCCCUCACCCCCUCGCUCACUCACUCUCUCACCCCCUCGCUCGCUCUCUCUUUUUUUCUCUUUCUCUCGUUCCACCUCCUGAAGUGAGCGCCACAUUAUUCAGCUGUGAUAAGUAGACUCUGGAUUAAUGUUCGUCAGCUGUUGUCAGCCCCAGUCACAGCAGCGUUUGCGGAAAAGCUAAACUCAGACCCAGUCCCUCCAUCCUGCUGGAGGCCUCACCAUGGAGGUGUUUUUCCGCCGGCACUUCCGCCGGAAGCCGGAUCCGUGCCGGUGCCGCCGGCCGAGCGCCGCCUUUACCGCCAGCAAGGCCCGGCGGCGUUCCAGCGUGGGCCUGCCCAGUGCUGUAUUGACCCAACGUCGCAGGUCCAGUGUGGGGCUGUCUGUACCUGGUGCCUUAUUAGUCCCACAACAACAACUGCAACAAGGCAACCAGUGGCCCUCUGGACUCACAUCAGCCUGCAAUAGUGGAAAGCUCCAGAAGAAACAGCAGCAGCACAUGGCGCGUAGGAGAUCCAGCGCUGCCAGCACCACCACCACCUGCCUCAGCCCCCGCUUCUCCGUGCGGAGACGGACGGCGGCCAAGCGGCGCACCAUCGGCACGCACCUGCUGGGGCCCUCCAUGCUGCUGGCCAGCCUGGUGCAGAUGACGGAGGCCAGGGCCGAGACAGGUGGCUCGCCGGGGGAAGUGGCGGAGGAGACGGAGGAGGGAUAUGAGGAUGAGGAGGUGGACGGUGAUGACGAUGACGAUGUCUCAUCUGGCUCAGGUUUUGAAUCCCAGGACAGCUGUGAGGAUGAUGAUGAUGAUGAUGAUGAUGAUGAUGAUGAUUUUGAGGCGGAGAUGGAGCAGGGUGAGCUGAGUGCGAGCCAGAGCUCUGCCUGGAGAGACUGGGACUUGUUGAGAGGCCUUGAGACGCCUACGAUGGAGGGCAUCCAUCCACGGGCCCUGAUACGCGCACCACGUUGCCUACGCCGCAACUCCUCCCACCUGCUACCGGCAGACGCUGUCUACCAGAGCAGGACGUCUUAUGGUCUUUACGGACGCUAUCGCCGGGCCAGCCAGGCCCGCCGGCCCUCUCUCACCCCCAACUCAGCUGGGCGCUGGCAGGGGAAGGCAGUGGGACUUGGGGCACCAAGGACUGGACGAAGGGGCUCUGCCUCUCUCCAGAAGAGAAACGACUGCCUGGCGUGCUGGAGGGACUCACUCAGCCAUCUCCAGAGCCCCUACUAUGACCCCCACGUGGAUACAUGGAGUGGGUUCCUCUCGAAAGCCAUCGCUAAAUCUGGCCUGCAGCAUCUGUCGACGCAGCCCUGUGCCUCGGCCUUGGCCAAGUGUGACCUGGACAGAGAGGUCCGCUGCAGCGCGGACUGGACUGAGAAUGCUGUGUACGGAGAGCACAUCUGGUUUGAGACGAAUGUGUCGGGGGACUUCUGUUAUGUCGGAGAACAGCACUGCCUUGCUAAGACACUGCAAAAAUCCGUCACACGAAAAAAGUGUGCGGCCUGCAAGAUAGUGGUUCACACCGUCUGCAUCGAGCAGCUGGAAAAGUUGUCACAAACGGAGGCUCAGAUGAAGGGCUGGCUGCUGGAUAAGCUGCCCGACCAUAAAGACCCAGCGUCCCGAAUUAAUUUUCGAUGUAAGCCAUCGUUCAGGGAAUCGGGAUCCAGAAAUAUUCGGGAACCACUCCGGCGCCGCAGGGCCAUCAAACGGCCCGGGGCGUCUUUGCCCAGGCAUGGUGGCGUGGCUAAGCCCAAGGCAACCGCAUUUGUAGCCUGUCGCAAGCCCUCUAUAGUGCGACACCACUGGGUCCACCGGCGGAGGCAGGAUGGGAAGUGUCGACAGUGUGGGAAGGGUUUCCAGCAGAAGUUUGCCUUUCAUAGCAAAGAGAUUGUAGCCAUCAGUUGUUCAUGGUGUAAACAGGCAUACCACAACAAAGUGACGUGCUUCAUGCUGCAGCAGAUCGAGGAGUGCUGUUCUCUGGGCGCUCACGCAGCAGUCAUAGUGCCACCCACGUGGAUCAUUCGCGUACGCAGACCUCAGUCAUCACUAAAAUCUAGUAAAAAGAAGAAACGGACCUCAUUCAAGCGCAAGUCCAGUAAGAAGGGAGCCGAGGAGGCGCGCUGGAAGCCUUUUAUUGUCAGGCCCAUCCCCUCCCAGCUAAUGAAGCCUGUGCUUGUGUUUGUGAACCCCAAGAGUGGGGGCAAUCAGGGAGCCAAAAUAAUUCAGUCUUUUAUGUGGUACCUCAAUCCAAGACAAGUAUUUGACCUCAGCCAAGGAGGGCCCAAAGAAGGCUUAGAAAUGUAUCGCAAAGUUCACAACCUGCGGAUAUUGGCAUGUGGAGGCGAUGGCACAGUAGGCUGGAUCCUCUCCACGUUGGACCAGCUGAAUCUGAAUCCUCAGCCGGCUGUGGCCGUCCUUCCUCUGGGCACUGGGAACGACCUGGCCAGGACACUUAACUGGGGAGGGGGCUACACAGAUGAACCUGUGUCAAAGAUCUUGUCUCAUGUUGAAGACGGGAACAUUGUCCAGCUGGACCGCUGGAACCUGGUUGUGGAGCCCAAUACUGAGGCCGCAGGAGAGGAGAAGGAUGACCAGCAGACAGAUAAACUACCAUUGGAUGUAUUCAACAACUACUUCAGUCUUGGCUUUGACGCUCAUGUGACACUAGAGUUCCAUGAAUCUCGAGAGGCCAACCCUGAGAAAUUUAACAGCCGUUUUCGUAACAAGAUGUUCUAUGCUGGGACUGCAUUUUCCGACUUCCUCAUGGGGAGUUCCAAAGACCUAGCCAAGCACAUAAAAGUUGUGUGCGAUGGCACUGAUCUUACCUCCAAGGUGCAGGAGUUAAAGCUGCAAUGCCUCGUGUUCCUGAACAUCCCAAGGUACUGCGCUGGCACGAUGCCCUGGGGGAAUCCAAGCGAGCACCAUGACUUUGAGCCGCAGCGACAUGAUGACGGCUGCAUCGAGGUGAUCGGCUUCACCAUGACCUCACUGGCCACGUUACAGGUGGGCGGGCAUGGUGAGCGGCUGAACCAGUGUCGCGAAGUCACCCUGACAACGUACAAGUCCAUCCCCAUGCAGGUGGACGGGGAGCCCUGCAAGCUGGCGCCCUCUAUCAUCCACAUCUCCCUCAGGAACCAGGCCAACAUGGUGCAGAAGACCAAGAGGAGGACCUCCAUACCUCUGCUCAACGACCAACAAGCUUUCCCAGAGAGAUUGAGGAUACGUGUGAAUCGCAUCAGCAUGCAUGACUAUGAGGCCUUGCAUUAUGACAAGGAGAAGCUAAAGGAGGCUUCCAUCCCCCUCGGGCUCAUCGUGGUCCCGGGAGAUAGUGACCUGGAAACAUGCCGAUCCCACAUCGAGAGGCUACAAGAGUGCAGUUUUCCUGAAACAAUAUUGGCCCCUUCGCUGAACAUCUGUGGAGCGGAGGGCGAUGGGAACAAAUCAAAGACCUUGUCCUCCCAAAGGCUUUCACCAAAGUGGUGCUUCCUGGACUCUACGACGGCAGAUCGCUUCUACAGAAUUGAUCGUGCCCAGGAGCACCUUAACUAUGUAACAGAGAUCUCUCAGGACGAGCUCUUCAUCCUGGACCCCGAGCUGGUUGUCACGGAGACGGUGAGCACGUCGCCGGGGGUGCCUGACCUGCUGGACUCUUCAGGGGAAUUCAGCGCUGCCUCGCACGAAUUUGCUUUCCCGCCAACGUCCUCCACCACCACCUCCACCUCUCCACCACCUUCUCCUGGCCACAGGCGAGUUCUCGAUCUUCAGCAGAGUUCUCAGAGGAAACGCAUCUCCAGCGACAGCUCGGUGGCAGACGCGCUCUCUCAUGGAGACCCUGCCAGGACCAACAAACCAGCACUUACCAGGGUGGGGGGUGUUCACCGAUCAAACACAACAGCAGCUGAUUUUAAACCAACAGUCAGAUCUGAGAAGAAUGCGCUGUGCGGCUCGGAUUCAGUCACAACGGAAGAGCUCAUUGAAUGUGUGAAGAGCAAAGACCACCAAAGGCUUAAAGAGCUUCAUAAACUGGGUGCCAGUCUAACGGUGCAGGAUUCCCAUGGGUGCACUUUGCUUCACCAUGCAGUGGAUGUGGGCAGCAAAGAGAUGGUGCGCUACAUUAUUGACAAUGCACCCGCCGAUAUCUUGGAUGUAUCAGAGAGAGAAAACGGGGAGACUGUUUUGCACAAAGCGGCGUCGCUGUGUCACCGCACCAUCUGCCACUUCCUGGUGGAAGCCGGAGCCUCCUUGAUGAAGACGGAUUUGCAGGGUGACACACCAAAGCACCGUGCGGAGAAAGCCAAGGACGCUGAGCUGGCAGCCUAUCUGGAGAACCGGCAGCACUACCAGAUGAUCCAACGAGAGGACCAAGAGACUGCAGUGUGAUAGAUAAAAAAAACACACAAACAAACAUGGCGGCCUUUUUUACUCUUCACUCUAAAGCCUCCUUUUACUCGUGCCAAAAACAAUACCUACCUAAACACACACACACACACACACACACAC
Engraulis encrasicolus (European anchovy) is the source of this 6467-nucleotide messenger RNA. RefSeq names its product diacylglycerol kinase, zeta a (gene dgkza). The record is from RefSeq and is a predicted model, not a curated record. Gene Ontology annotation, molecular function: ATP-dependent diacylglycerol kinase activity; protein binding. NCBI's taxonomy places the organism in Eukaryota, Metazoa, Chordata, Actinopteri, Clupeiformes, Engraulidae. Gene Ontology annotation, biological process: lipid phosphorylation; regulation of synaptic transmission, glutamatergic; intracellular signal transduction. The coding region runs from base 2190 to 6347 and encodes 1385 amino acids. The transcript is spliced from 37 exons. Gene Ontology annotation, cellular component: nucleus.